AUGUUGCUGAAGAACCUUGCCUGCUACCUUGCUCUCGGCGCUUCCUGCGCGCUGGCAGCCACCAACAUAGCGGAGGCCAUCUCCGACAUGGACAACCUCGCCAGGGCAAUUGGAGACGCGAGGGACUCGCUGCAGAACUACCAAGGAGGCGUCUCUGGUGCCAUCGAUACCGCCAGCGCCGUCAACAACGCAAAGCUUGCGGCCAGAACCGCUCGAGAGAACCUCGCUGGGAGCGGUGGUUUUACUCCUGACGAAGCGGCCCAGUACUACGAGGCUUACACAAAAAUGUCCCCAGUUCUACUUGAUGCAUUGACAGUUGCCAAGGACAAGGCGCCUCUUUUCAAUGAGGCUGGAGUGGGUCCGCCAGCCCGGGAGUCCGUGCAGGAUUUGCACAGUGAGAAGAAGAUGUUUGAGGAGCAGGCAAAUCAACAGAUUCCGAAGGAGACAAUGGGCAAGGCUGCUCCGUCCAUUGAGCAGAUCAGCAAGGCCUUUGACGAGGCCGAAGCUGCAUUCCUGUGA
This is a messenger RNA of Aspergillus fischeri NRRL 181, 519 nucleotides long. RefSeq names its product mannoprotein. Lineage: Eukaryota; Fungi; Ascomycota; Eurotiomycetes; Eurotiales; Aspergillaceae. The record is from RefSeq and is a predicted model, not a curated record. Bases 1 to 519 code for a protein of 172 amino acids. Gene Ontology annotation, cellular component: extracellular region. The transcript is spliced from 2 exons.